Molecule: messenger RNA, 5175 nt
Organism: Lates calcarifer (barramundi perch)
Lineage: Eukaryota; Metazoa; Chordata; Actinopteri; Centropomidae
Product: protocadherin gamma-A11-like
Biological process (GO): homophilic cell-cell adhesion
Cellular component (GO): plasma membrane
Molecular function (GO): calcium ion binding
Source: RefSeq, a predicted model, not a curated record
CUUCACUCUAAAACUUGUUUUGAGAUAAUUUUGUAUUUAAAUGUAAUUAACAAUUUUUCCAAUUCUAUAUAGUACAUUUUCCCAGAAACAAUUCAUUGUUGCAUGGUGUUAUUGAUUUUGGACUCUAAGGGACGCUGUUGGUCAAUCCAACAUAAUCUUUGAAACAUUAACACACAGUCCCCUCCCUUGCUUCUCUGGCCUAUGAGAGAAAAGGAGAUAGUGUGCAUUAUGUGGGCUGACAGACAGAAAACAGACUCACAUGAACCGAUACAUCCGUUUAGAUAUUAUCUGUAAAAACAAUACAGUUUUUCCUUAGUGCUUCGUGAGUUUUAUUUUUCAAAAUAAGUGUCGUCCUUGGAUCGUUGUAAGGCAUUUUUUUUCGUGUUUUCAUUUAUUAUGGCAUGUGGAAUACGACCCUAUACCCGGUGCGAAAAAUGGCGUUUUGGCUGCGGACAGAACUGGCAUUUACUGCUGGUCCUUUUUUAUUUAAUUUGUAUGGUCAACGGACAUAUCCGAUAUUCAAUACCAGAGGAGAUGAAGAAAGGUUCCCUAGUCGGUAAUGUAGCACAGGAUCUUGGUUUGGAUCUGAAAAGGCUUCGUUCCGGUCGGGCCCGUAUCGUGACCGAAGAGAGCAUCCAGUACACCGAGCUGAAGACAGACAAAGGGAUUUUAGUCGUCAAUGAUAGAAUUGACCGAGAGCAGCUUUGUGGAGACGUGACACCGUGUAGUUUCAGCUUUGAGGUGAUUUUAGAAAACCCGAUGGAGCUAUAUCAAAUUACAGUUGAAAUAACAGACAUAAAUGAUCAUUCGCCCACGUUUAAAAGAAACAGCAUCCAUUUUGAAAUCAGUGAAUCCGCUAAUACUGGAUCUCGAUUUCCACUGACUAGUGCAGAAGAUCCAGAUGUGGGUGUUAAUGGACUCAGAGAAUAUUUUUUGACCGAGAAUGACAAUUUUGUUUUAAAACAAAACUCAAAUGCAGAUGGAAAGAAAUACGCAGAGAUGGUUCUUCAGAAGCCAUUAGACAGAGAGACAAAUCCUCAUCUGUCUCUAAAGCUGAUAGCUGUAGACGGUGGAAGUCCGCAGAGAUCUGGUACAGUAAAUAUAGAUGUGACUGUUCUUGAUAUCAAUGACAAUGCACCUGUAUUUAAUCAAUCUGUGUACAAAGCUACAGUGAUGGAAAAUUCUCCCAGAGAUACUUACGUUACCACUGUUAAUGCCAGUGACGCAGACAUCGGGUCAAACAGUAUUGUUACGUAUUAUUUUUCAGAUCUGAACAGUGGUCUAAGUGAUUUGUUUAGAAUUGAUGAAAAAACUGGCGUCAUUUCAAUAACAGGCUCUAUUGAUUAUGAAAAAGACAAAAAAUAUGAACUUAGAAUAGAAGGAAAAGAUCAAGGAGGUUUGACAGAUUCAAGUAAAGUGAUAAUUGAAGUUACUGAUGUGAAUGACAACGCCCCUACUAUUAGCGUCAUGUCGUUCACUAGUCCUGUGUCAGAGGACUCCCCUCCCGGUACAACAAUUGGCAUUAUAAAUGUAAAAGAUCUCGAUUCAAGUGAUAACGGACAAGUAAAUUGUAGAAUAGAACAAAACGCACCUUUCAAAAUAAAAUCCAAUUUAAGAAAUUACUAUACAUUGGUGACUGAUAUUGUAUUAGACCGUGAAAGUGUUUCAGACUAUAACAUCACUGUUGUUGCGACAGAUGCAGGAAUGCCUCCUCUGUCAACAAAAAGAACCUUUCAUUUAAAGGUCUCUGAUGUGAACGAUAAUGCCCCGGUUUUUCCACGAGGUGUUUACAGCGCAUUUAUUCCAGAGAAUAACUCUCCAGGCGUUUCUGUUCUCACUGUGAGAGCUAAAGAUCCUGAUGAAAACCAAAACGCCCGAAUAUCGUAUAUUUUGGAAGAUACUAAUACCGGUGGAUCUCCAGUUUCUGAGUAUGUUUCUAUAAAUGCAGAAAGUGGAGUGAUACAUGCAGUUCGCUCGUUUGAUUAUGAGCAAAUCAAACAGCUGGUUUUCAUUGUCAAAGCGCAGGAUGGAGGUUCACCUCCACUCAGUAGCAAUGUGACUGUUAAAAUACUGAUCCACGACCAGAACGACAACCCUCCUCAGGUUCUGUACCCAGUCCAGACUGGUGGCUCUCUGGUAGCUGAAAUGGUGCCUCGUUCAGCAGAUGUGGGCUAUCUGGUGACUAAAGUGGUGGCUGUUGAUGUGGACUCUGGACAGAAUGCCUGGCUCUCCUAUAAACUGCAGAAAGCCACAGACAGGGCGCUGUUUGAAGUUGGCUUACAGAAUGGAGAAAUAAGAACUAUCCGCCAAGUGACUGAUAAAGAUGCAGUGAAACAAAGACUGACUGUUAUAGUGGAGGACAACGGGCAGCCCUCUCGUUCAGCUACAGUCAUUGUUAACGUGGCGGUGGCGGACAGCUUCCCUGAAGUGCUGUCGGAGUUCACUGACUUUACACAGGACAAGGAAUACAAUGACAACCUGACUUUUUACUUAGUGUUGGCUCUGGCUGUAGUUUCCUUCCUCUUCAUCACGUGUUUAGUGUUUAUUAUAUCAGUGAAAAUCUACAGAUGGAGACAGUCUCGCAUCCUGUAUCACUCCAAUCUCCCUGUGAUUCCAUAUUAUCCACCACGUUACUCAGACACUUUGGGGACAGGGACUCUCCAACACGUGUACAAUUACGAGGUGUGCAGGACGACUGACUCCAGAAAGAGUGACUGUAAGUUCGGCAGAGCUGGUAGUCAGAACGUGCUGAUAAUGGACCCCAGUUCUACAGGGACGAUGCAGCGGUUACAGAAUGAAAAGAGCAUCCUGGAUGAACCAGACUCUCCUCUAGAGGUGAGGUGCAAGACGCAACUUGUUUAUUUUUGGAAUCUUUUUUUUGUCUGAACUGAAAUUAAAUUGCAAUGAGUCGUUGGAUGUAGUUUAACCCCACAACAAGUGAGCGCGAUGUUUUUCAGUACCACAGUGCGGACAGCUCCUCUUUAAUAUACAAUACUUCCUGUUUGAUAACUUUCCAUUUCCAACAUAACUUCUAAUGAGAAAUUCACCUUAUACUAUUUACUGUAUAAUAGUAAUAACAAUAAUUAUCAUUAUAACAACAACAAAACCAAUUUUCAUUAUUAUCAAAACAUGUACCUACUGGCAAGGCUCUCAAAAUUUGCAUAUGUAUUUUUAUUUAUUUAAUCUGUCCGUGAUAAUACACACAUCAGUGUUUAUCCUUUUCCCCUCGGUUUGGAUGUUUAUUAUGCUCUUUCAAGCUUUUCGCUGUGUUGUGGUACACACUUUGGACUCUAAGUGACGCUGUUGAACAAGAAUAUAAUGUGUAAUCAACAACCUCCCUGUUGCAGUUCAGUGACGUUCUUUGUGAGAUCACACUGAAGUAGUCUUAGAGGCAUCAUCAGUAAACGCAUAUAUCUUGGAUGAGAAAUACUUUUUGGACUCUGGUUGCUUUGUUGUUUUGUUUUUUUAAAUAAUAUCUUAACCACGCAGUUCUGGAGGACUUUAUAUUACUGGAUGCAGAUCCGAAGAUCACGGUUCCUUUUUCCCUGAAAAUUUCCCAUUCUGACAUGGCGUAUCAGCAGCUGCUCUGCAAAUGGCGUUUGUAUUUCGGAUUCCAACCGGCAAUGGUAAUUUUUUUGCUUUUCUUCUUUAAAAUCGUAGCUGGUCAGAUCCGCUACUCAGUACCGGAGGAGAUGAAGAAGGGUUCUCUUAUCGGUAAUGUAGCACAGGAUCUUGGUUUGGAUCUGAAAAGGCUUCAUUCUGGUCGAGCCCGUAUCGUCACCGGAGAGAACAAUCAGUACACUGAGCUGAAAACAGACAAAGGCAUUUUAGUCGUCAAUGAAAGAAUAGACCGUGAGCAGCUUUGUGGAGACGUGACACCGUGCAGUUUCAGCUUUGAAAUGAUUUUAGAAAAUCCCAUGGAGCUACACCACGUAACGAUUGAAGUGUUAGAUGUGAAUGAUCAUCCUCCCGUUUUCAAGAAGUCAGAUAUUAUGUUAGAUAUAAGCGAGUCCGCUAACAUUGGGGCGCGAUUUGUGCUGGACAGUGCAGAGGAUCCUGAUGUCGGCGUCAAUGGCCUGCAAAAUUAUGUUUUAACCUCAAACGACAAUUUCGUUUUGAAGCAACAUGUAAAUCCAGACGGGAGUAAAUAUGCAGAGAUAGUGCUUCAGAAACAGUUAGACAGAGAAAAGGUUCCCAGUCUCUCUUUGAAGCUUAUAGCAGUAGAUGGUGGAAAUCCACAGAGAUCUGGAACCGUAAAUAUAAACAUAGUAGUUUUAGAUGCCAAUGACAAUGCGCCCGUUUUCAAUCAGUCUGUUUAUAAGGCCACGGUGAUAGAAAACGCAGCAAAGGGGACUAAAAUCGUUACUGUUAAUGCUACAGACGUAGAUAGUGGGUCGAAUGGUUACAUCACAUAUUCAAUUUCAAAUGUGAAGAGCAAUAUAGCUGACUUAUUGUCCAUAGAUCAGGUCUCUGGUGUGUUGUCUGUUUCGGGCCCAAUAGAUUUUGAGAGGGAUAAGAAAUAUGAGCUCAGAAUUGAUGCAAAGGAUCAGGGAGGUUUAACGGAUUCAAGUAAAGUGAUAAUUGAAGUUACUGAUGUGAAUGACAACGCCCCUACUAUUAGCGUCAUGUCGUUCACUAGUCCUGUGUCAGAGGACUCCCCUCCCGGUACAACUAUUGGCAUUAUAAAUGUAAAGGAUCUCGAUUCAAGUGAUAACGGACAAGUAAACUGUAGAAUAGAACAAAACGCACCUUUCAAAAUCAAAUCAAAUUUAAGAAAUUACUAUACAUUGGUGACUGAUACUGUAUUAGAUCGUGAAAGUGUUUCAGACUAUAACAUCACUGUUGUUGCGACAGAUGCAGGAAUGCCUCCUCUCUCCACAAAAAGAACCUUUCAUUUAAAGGUCUCUGAUGUGAACGAUAACUCUCCAGUGUUUUCACAAGGUGUUUACAGCGCUUUUAUUGCGGAGAAUAACUCUCCAGGCGUUUCUCUUGUCACUGUGAGAGCUAAAGAUCCUGAUGAAAACCAAAACGCUCGCAUAUCGUAUAUUCUGGAGGAUUCUGAUCUUGACGGAUCUCCAGUUUCUCAGUCUGUGUCUGUAAAUGCAGAAAGUGGAGUGAUACAUGCAGUUCGCUCGUUUGAUUAUGAGCAAGUUAAACAAUUGGUUUUCGUCGUCA